Loxodonta africana (African savanna elephant) is the source of this 2007-nucleotide messenger RNA. RefSeq names its product transcriptional repressor RHIT-like. The record is from RefSeq and is a predicted model, not a curated record. Gene Ontology annotation, biological process: regulation of DNA-templated transcription. NCBI's taxonomy places the organism in Eukaryota, Metazoa, Chordata, Mammalia, Proboscidea, Elephantidae.
AUGCAUGACCUGGGGGCUGAGACCGUCCACGGUAGCAGCUGUGCUCCGACGGUCAGGCGUGACUCCAGGCCGGGACCGGUGCCCCGAGGCGUAGGCCGAAGGCGUGCACACCGCGAGCAAGUGCCCGGAGGACUUCGCUUAGCCCUCGCUUCCCGCUUCUCGCUGGAUUCCGGGACAGACACCGAAUGCGCCCGCUGCCCGCCCGCCCGCCCGCCGCGUCCUCAGCUCCGGGCUGCUGAUGUCAGAGCGCGGGGCUCCGCCCGGGCCAGCCUUCCCGCCUGCCCUGUGCUGCUCAGCGAUCCUGGGUAUGAAGAGGUGAAGAGAGUGAAGAGGUUCAGAGGCCCCCCCAAGCAGCCUCACAGCAUAGCACCCCUGUUCUUAGGCCUAGCAGAGGUGGAAUUUGAGGGGCCGUGGAUAUCCCUGGAGGUUCCAGCUCUUUCCCAGGAGGGGAGAACUAAAGACUGGCAGAUAGCUGCAGUGCUUCUCACUGCCUGGUCCCAGAUGCUGGUGACCUUUGAGGAUGUGGCUUUGUACCUCUCCCAAGAGGAGUGGGGCCGCCUGGACCACACACAGCAGAGCUUCUGCAGAGAGGCCCUGCCUUUCUGGACCUCCCAUGUGCAGGGGAAGGGCGAGGCCUCUAGCUCCAGCGGACAGACAGGAGAAGAGGAGGAGGAGGAGAUGGCCGUGUGCACAGGGUCUCUUACAAAAGCCUCCCUCACUGGACACCCUCUUUCCCCCGAAGCUGUGGAGAUGGGGAAAGAGGUCCUGGCCCCUGCCUCCCUCGGGGAUGUGAGCAGCCAGGACUCAGGACAGACCGUGGGCGACGGGCCGCCCUGGCCUCUGGAGCAGGAACAGCCAAAGAUAGCCACGCUAGCCACCAGCCUUCCAGAAACCCAGGAGGGCAAUGUUCCUGAGAAGCACAGCCAGGAGGAAAAACACACCACUGAUGCCGCCAAGAGAGUCAGCAGCAAAAAGACCUAGUGCGAGCAUUGUGGCAAGGGCUUCAGCUGCCAUUCACACCUGCUGACACACCGGUGCGCACACACAGGCGAGAAGCCCUACGCCUGCACGGACUGUGGCAAGGGCUUCGUCAGCAGCUCCCACCCCAUCUAGCACCAGAUCAUCCACACGGGUGAGAAGCCCUACACCUGCCCCUCCUGCUGGAAGAGCUUCAGUCACCACUUGAUGCUCAUCCAGCACCAGUGCAUCCACUGUGACAAGUCCUUUACCCGCCAUCUGGACCUUGUCACACUCCAGGGCACCCACACGGGCGCCAAGCCCCACAAGUGCCCCGUCUGCAGCAAGUGCUUCACACAGAGCUCAGCCCUGGUCACCCACCAGCGUACCCACACUGGCGUCAAGCCCUACCCAUGCCCUGAGUGCGGCAGGUGCUUCAGCCAGCGUUCCAACCUCAUCGCCCACAACCACACUCACAUGGGUGAGAAGCCCUACUGCUGCCUCGACUGUGGCAAGAGCUUCAGCUACAGCUCACCCACUGCAGUGUGCGGCCUUACUCCUGCCCAUCUCUGCAGCAGGAGCUACGGCCACAGCUCCAACCUUGUCGCCCACAAACGCACCCACACCAGCGAGAAGCCCUACCAUUGCCUAGAAUGCGACAAGAGCUUGACCCACAGCAUGUGCCUCACUGCCCACCAGCGCACCCACCGAGGCAUCCGGCCCUACUCCUGCCUCCUGUGUGGCAAGAGCUUUAGCCGCUGCACCAACCUGCACCAGCACGAGAAGAUCCAUACCACGGGGCCCAGGACCCUGGCCAUGCUGAUGCAGGGAGCAGCUGUGGGUGCCCUGGCAGCACCUUCACCGCCCACCUAGGAAGCGGGGAAAGGAGUCAGAAAAACAAAUGACAAGGGCAGUAGUGGAGGGAAGGAGAGCGUGGGGAGGGAUUCGGGGAUGUGGCAGGCAUGGGGUGGGGCUUGGCAACGUGGUAGGAGCUGGAGACAGUGGAGCACUCACUCUAGCUGCAAAUUAAAGGCCUUGGAAUUCAAGAAA